UAAUCCUUUAAUGAAUAAGACUUUAUUUUUUAUGCAAUAACUCAGCAGUUCAGCUUUUAAUAAACGAGUUGAGAUCUAAAAUGUUUUUAUUUUAUUGUAAAGGCCACUAAAAGGGUAAACAGUUGUUUUACUUGAACUUCUAUAUUGCCUCUUUCAAUGCCGAGUACUUUUAACUUUGCUGAUAGAAACUUUACAAACAAUUGAGAAAAUAGACGUCAAGCAUCAGUAUAUGGAAUAAAAGAAAAGAACAAUUAGUUUUUUUCUGUAUGUAGACGCCUGUUGAUACCUUGGAAACGGAAGAAAGGACACAAACAAUGUAUUGAAAAUAAAAACCUUAUAGUUAAUUUAUAUUAUCGCUUUACAUUUUGAUACAUGUGGAAAAGCGCCGCCCUGCUCGUUAAAAGGGAAGAAAAACAAAGUUUGUCGCCACACUUCACUAACUGAGUCAUGACGAAGUAAUAAAGACACAUUUAUCUCGAUGUAUCGUAAAAGAUAUUCUUUGUUUUUGUGCAUUUUUAUCAUCGAAUUAAAUACGUUCCAAUGUUUUGAUCCAUUUUUUAAUAGAAAUUCAAAAUAUGAAUAUAACAUGGGUGACUUAAAUAUUGGUUAUUUGAUCUCUGUUCACGAGAAGGAAGACGGUAUUGGUAACUAUUGCAGUAACAGGAUUAGGGUCAACAGCUAUUUUGAUACGGUCGCGGUAAGACUGGCUGUUAAGAGGAUCAAUGAUAACAAUUUUAUUAAAGGAAUAAAGUUAGGUUAUACCAUCCUUGACGAUUGCGAUAGUAAUCUGGCUGCGUUGGGGGAGAGCUUAUAUUUUUUACCAGCCGAAAUUUUCCACGUAAACGCCGUUAUCGGGCCCUAUUCUAGCACAAAGUCAAUGAUGGUUUCUCCUCUCCUGAGCCUCUAUAGAAUACCACAACUAUCGAGAAUGGCAACUAGCGACGAAUUAUCCGAUAAAAGUCGAUUUCCUUAUUUUUCAAGGAUUGUCAGUCCCGAUCGGUAUCAGGCAAAUGCUGUGAUUGAGUUCAUAUCGGCUCUAAACUGGAAUUAUUUUUCAUUAAUCUACUCUGAGGGUUCCUAUGGGGAGAAUGGAGCUAAAAAAUUGAGAAAAGCCGCCGAAGCCAAAGGAAUUUGUUUGGCAAUUGAUGAAAUGGUACCAGGGAAGCAAACGUUUGAAACGUGGCAAAGUAUUAUGAGAAAGUUGACAAUGACUUCCACUUGGAACGUUAUUGUUAUACUACUCUCCUGGAACGAUGUAAAUAUAUUCUAUUCUAAACUGCCAGCCUUUCCUGGUCUUGAUAAUAAGAUAUUUAUUGGUAUGGAUACUUUAAUGAGUUUGAAUCAAGACCAUAGACGUACAGCGGCGUAUAGAAGUUUUUAUACUGUAUUUCCACUGGCCAAUAUACCAAAUUUCGUUUCUGUUAUCAUAUCCCAGAAUCCAGACAAUUCUAAAGAUAACGUCUGGAUAGAUGAAUUGUGGUCGGAUUUAUUCAAUUGUAAAUGGAAUACUAGCUCUGUCAAAGAAUUAUGUCAAAAGUCGUGGAACAUUACGGCUAGUCCUAAAUCAUUUUUAGAAGGGUUAUGGUCGUCUGGAAUUUAUGAUGCAACGUUUGUAUUAGCCGAGGCAAUGCGGACCGCUAGGGAUGUCUAUUGUCCAUCGGCCAAGGGUAGAGAACUAAAAGAGUGCGUUAGCGGAGAAAGACUGCUAAACACUCUUAGAAAAGGUAAUUACAGUACGCUAACUGGAUAUUUAAAUUUCGAUAGAAACGGUGACGUUAUUGGAGAUUACGAUAUAAUGCAGUAUGGAAGAGAUGGUAAAAAGAUUAAAGUCGGUAAAUGGCUUAGAUCUAGAAAUAUUAUGAAAUUAAAUCAUAAUAUUAGAUGGAUAAAUAACACUAUACCAGAGUCAAUAUGUAGUAAACCAUGCCCACUUAAGUAUUAUACAUUGAAAACAGAGAUAUCCUGUUGUUGGGAAUGCCGGAAGUGCAGAAAUAAUGAGAUAAUAAUUAAUAAUUCAUCCUGUAAGCCAUGUCCACAGUUUACUUGGCCAGAUGUAGAAACAUCUUUAAUAUGCUCCCCAAUAGAUCCUGUUUUUCUGGAAUGGCAUGAACCGGAAAGCAUAUUCCUUCUAAUUGUAUCAUCGUCAGGCCUCUUCUUGACAUUUUGUAUUUGUGUUAUUUAUAGAUUAAAAAGAGACCAAAAGUUAAUUAAAGCAAGUUCCAUACUAUUAAGCAAUAUUAGUCUAAUUGGAAGUGGAACAACAUUUUUAACAAUAUAUUUUAUUGUAGCUAAACCAACUAAUGCAACAUGCCUAAUUGGUUACAUAACCUUCAACUUAUCCUACAGUAUAAUUUACGCUCCAUUUCUAUGUAAAGUAAUAAGACUUUUAAGAAUUUUCAAAGCAGGUUCAACCGGUAAACGUGGUCUUAGGUUUAUCCAAGAUAAACAUCAGAUAAUAUUUUCAUUUAUCAUAAUAUUAUUACAAUUGACAAUACUUUCUAUAAUGAUUUCGUUUGGGUCUAUAAAAUCAACUUUAAAUCAACCAAAUCCACAUGAAAAACGCGUACAGAUCAUUUGUAAUUUACCAGCGGCUAGCAUUAUUUCACCCCUGGUAUUUAAUAUAUUAAUUUCUAUAAUUUGUUGCUUUUUCGCUUUCCAAACAAGAAAACUACCGGAAAACUUUAACGAAGCAUCUCAAAUUUUUGGUUCAGUUUGUACAACACUAUUUGUAUGGAUUGUAUUAGUUCCAGCCUAUUUUAUAGUUGAAGACAAUAGAUUUAGAAUGAUAUUAUUGGCAAGCUGCUGCUUAUUAAACGCCUCCGUAACCACUUUAUGCUUAUUCAUGCCUAAGUUAUACGCCUUAAGAUUCGUUGAAAAGUGUAAAUUAGUAUUCAACUUUCAAAUUACAGAAAACAUUAUUUCGCCAAUAACUUAGAGUGUAUGUAUACCCUUUAAAUAGAUAGAAACGUGUAUUAGUUUCUUAGUGCUGUUAAUCCUUUACUUCUCCCACACGCUGUGAUCUCCCACCCACAAGCCUUUUCAUUUGUCAAAUCUGUAUUCUUAUUCUUAUUUUUAUUAAUGUUCAAUAAAAUCAUAACAUUAAUAGCACCGAAAGCACUAAAAUAUUCGCUAAACCUUUGAACGAUUGCGAUAGCUUGGAGAGAAAGAAAAAAAUGUAUAUCAAUAGUCUUUUCAAGACCGAGAUAAUUAUACCUUUAAACUUCUUUAUUGGACACUUUAACUUACUGGCACGCAUAUAUUCAAAGAC
Dimorphilus gyrociliatus is the source of this 3268-nucleotide messenger RNA. Lineage: Eukaryota; Metazoa; Annelida; Polychaeta; Dinophilidae. The record is from the annotation of a GenBank genome assembly.